Molecule: messenger RNA, 465 nt
Organism: Dovyalis caffra
Lineage: Eukaryota; Viridiplantae; Streptophyta; Magnoliopsida; Malpighiales; Salicaceae
Source: the annotation of a GenBank genome assembly
AUGAGCCGCCGCAUCCGGUCGCCGAGUUGCUGGUCGAUUUCAAGCUUUACAGCUACGCAUGACAUCUUAUCCCCCGCCAAAACCAAUGCAAUCAUUGAAGAGUUCCAAGAAUCGGAGGUGAUCUUCUCUGAUCACGACCACGAGUGUAAGAAGCACUUCAAUUAUCAAGAAAUGGAUGUGUUCUGCAAUAACAACAACAAGAAGGUCAAGAAAAAGAAGCAGAAGCAAUCGAGUUCCAUCCCGGUUAAUAUUCCUAACAAUGUGCUUCAACUCUCUGAUAAUGAUGAUUUUGAGGAAGAGUAUGAGGGAGAGGAUCGUGUUCCUCCACAUAUUAUAGUGGGCAGAAGAAUUGCUGGCAAAAUGGCAUUCUCUGUUUGCACUGGAAAUGGGAGGACAUUGAAAGGGAGAGAUUUGAGUGAAGUUAGGAAUUCAAUUCUUAGAAUGACAGGGUUUUUGGAAGCAUGA